UAUUUGAUAAAAAUUGUCCUAAUAUACAAAAAGAUUGUAUAAAUGGAAAAAGAUAUACACCUUUGAAAAGACAAUGGUUUACACCUGAAUUACAUAUAUUGAGAACUUUUGUGAUUUUAUGUCAUGAAUUAUAUAAAGCAAACCAUGAAUUUAAAUCUACAUAUAAUAAGUUAAAAUCUCAAUAUAAGACCCAAAUUAGGAUAGCUAAACAGAAAGCUAAUGAUGAUUAUAUAAACAAUUCCAGAAAUAAAUGCAAGUCAGCCUGGAGAGUCAUUAAUGCAGAAAUAAACAAUAAUAACCUUAGGGAUAAUGAUACUGCUAUAUCUGCUACAGAUUUUAAUUUAUAUUUUACAAAUGUGUGUGAAAGUGUUAGGCCUAAUGACCAUGAUGUUAAUUUAGAUCUUGUUUUACAACUUUUAAAUCAUAAAAAAAUAAAUCUUGGUGUAAAAACCUUUAAAUGGUCUGCAGUAACAAUAAAAGAUGUAAGCAAGAUUAUAAAUAGAUUGAGUAAUUCUCAUUCAGAAGAUUAUUAUGGUUGUUCAAAUUAUUUAAUCAAGCAACUACAAGAUGUUUUAAUAUUUCCGAUUACUUUAUUGAUAAACUGGAUGUUUCGGGAAGGUAUUUUUCCUAAUUGUUUAAAAAUAGCUGUGACUAUUCCCAUCUAUAAAAAAGGUGAUAAAAAGAACCCUAAUAAUUAUAGGCCUAUAUCGCUUGUACCUGUCAUAUCUAAAAUAGUGGAAAGUAUUAUGAAAGAUCAAUUAGUGAAUUACUUUGAAAAUAACAAUCUUUUUACACUAUCACAGUUUGGUUUUAGAAAUGGUAUGUCUACAUGUAAAGCGGUUGAAAAUCUUGUAAAAUAUGUUUUAGAUGGAUUUGAGUCAAAUACUAAUGUAUCUUCAAUAUUUUUAGAUUUAAGUAAGGCCUUUGAUAUAGUAAAUCAUAAAAUAUUAAUUGAAAAACUUAAAUUUUAUCGAAUAGAACACUUAGAACUAAGGUUAUUGUCAUCCUAUCUGGAUAACAGGAUGCAAACAGUUAAAAAAAAGAUAAAAAGUCAGGUCUAUUGCCUAAUAAAAAUGGUGUACCACAAGGAUCAGUUCUUGGGCCCUUGUUGUUUUUAAUUUUUAUAAAUGACUUGCCUGAUUAUAUGUUUAAUGGGAAAUGUAUUUUAUAUGCUGAUGAUACUACUUUUUUAACUUAUGAUAGUGAUCCUGAUAUUUUAAGAACUAAAAUUGAACAAGCUAUGGAAAAGUUUUAUUACUGGUUUAAAACCAAUAAGUUAGUUGUAAAUAAUGAUAAAACAGAAGCUAUAACUUUUACAUUAAAACCCUCUCUAGACAUUAAAACUGUUAAAUUUUUAGGUAUUUAUUUAGAUAGUAAAUUAAAUUGGGAUUCACACACAACUGCUUUAUGUAAACGUCUUUCUAGAGUAAUUUAUUUACUUAGAAAGUUGAAAUAUUGUACUAGUCAACAAUUAGUAAUUAAUUCAUACUACGCCUUUUUUCAUGUAUGGUAUUUUACUGUGGGGCAAUUCACCCGGAGCCAAAAGAGUUUUUAUAUGGCAAAAAAAAGCUAUAAGAAUUAUCGCUGGAAUUACUGAAAGACAAUCAUGUAGAGAACAUUUUAUAAAUUUGAAAAUACUUACAUUACCUUGUAUAUUUAUAUUACACUGCUUAUUGUAUGUUAAAAGUAAUUUACAAACUUUGAUUUUAAGAAAUAAUGUACAUAAUUAUAAAACCAGAAAUAGAUAUCUUAUUGAUGUUAGUUAUAAACGAUUGCGUAAAUCUCAUAUGGGUUUUGAAAAUGUAAGUGUAAAUUUUUUUAAUAGAUUACCAUUGUGUGCUAGGGCUAUAUCCAUUGAUAGGUUUAAACAAAGCCUAGAAAAAUGUCUAAUAGCUAAACCUUUAUACUCUUUAGAUGAAUGUAACAAUUUAAAUUUUAAUGACAUUAAGUUUGAGUAAGGUAUAAGAAAAUUAAGUUGUUUUCUCUUUAAUUUACUAAUGUAAACUUAUAUAUUAUAUAUUAUGUAUUCUGACUUGACAAUGUCUAUUGCACUCUGUGUUUAACGACAAUAAAGAUUAUGAUUAUGAUUAGGUACCACGUUUGCCGGUGUGGUGACUCGGCUGCCGCCAUGCUCGAGUCAGUUAGCUGAAACGUUUGAUUUGAAUUGAUUGUUACGCUUGCUCGUAAGUGGGCUUUCACCUGGGGGCAAGGAGCCCUCCCAUUUCACUACUUUCCCCCCUCCCCCCACUUUGAUAGUAUUUUGUAAUCUUAAUACAGUGAAGUAAAUUGGUUUUGUGCUUUAAUAACAUAGUCAAGGCCUUUGCAGGUAAAAGGGUCUUGAUUAAAGUCAAAAAGUAGCAAAAUGGAGUAAGUUAAUGCCUUAAAUUGUUUACAAACAAUAUUUCAUUUAGUGACAUCUUGUUUAGAUUAAUAAUAUUUAAAUUCCUUGUAUACUGAUUGAGCUAGGUACUGACUUGGAUAUUUUUCAAGUUACAGUUUCCCCCUUUAUUAGGAAAAUAGUAAUUGUUUAAUUUAAUUUUUGCAACUUCUUGACUUAAGUGAUGUUUGGCAGUAUACCGACAAUUAUAUAAAAGAAAAGGGGGAUUUUUGUAAAUUUUUAAUUUUCUUCACAGCAACUCACCACCUUUCACUGUGGUUGUGGUGGUAGAUAGACCUUGGUCUACCAUAGAUUCUAAGAGGGCUCGGUGGAAGUGGCUGUGUGUCUUAUUUAAUUUUUUUUUUUUUUUUUUAAUUUUUGACUACAUUUUCCCAAUAAUGUCCAUGGCAACAGCUAUUGCAUAGUUGAUGCUUCCUGUCUCCAUGGUAAUGGUUAUUGCAUCGUUAAUGCCAGGUGCUAAUAUUUGAAUUUGUUAAAUGUGCCAGGAAUGCCCUUGGACUGCCUUAAACUGAUGGUGGGCUCGCAGAUCAUUUUUCUGUAGAAGAUUGUGAUAUGUUCUUACUUGGCAACUCAGGGUAGCAGGUGUUGCAGCUAGGUAGUAUCGGUUAAAUAAAUUUGAACUUGAAGGUCCGUAGAUAACUGUUCAAUCCAGUAUUUCUUCCAGUUAUAUUAGUUAGAACAACUGUUUUUUUUUUGUUUAAUGCAGCAGUAGCAUACCCAGGAGAAGGGGCAUGUAUAGUGUCCACCUGUGGAUUGCCGUAGCAAAGUACAGGUGCAUCAGCUAGUUUUACAUAAACAAUCAGCUAACACAGUUCACAAAGUUCAUUAUUAUGUGUGAAAUUUAGUAUGCUGGAAAAUUUUUUCAAUCUUACGUUUUAUUUCAGGAGGCAUCAAAAGUCUUAUAACUCUUUGGAAUUACAGAAUCGUAACCAUGUGUCUGAACAGUAAGCUACGUUCUCAGUAGGAAAUGAAGAAUGAAAGCAUUGCUUUUGAGAACAUUGUAUAAUGAAAAUAUAAUGAAAUUUUUUUGAAAUAUUUUAAGAAGCAAUGGAGGAAUACAAGUUGGAGCAUGGCUUCCACCAACAACUGAACAGCCCCACAUUAUUGCCAUUGUACUCUGCCGAUAAGUUGUGCGUGAAGAACGAGGCAGCGCCCGAUAACAGAAAAGACAUAAAAGAAGGAAGAAGCAUAGAAGAAAUUAUGAAUGUUGGUGACAAUUCAGAAUAUGCUAGAGCGAUGCAGAGAAGCGACGAAGCGCUCUACAACGUCAGGGGCAUCGCGGUGGAAGGACAGCACUACAUGGCCUCGAGCUGCGUCCAGCGCAGCUGCAACAUGCUGCAGCAGGCGUGGCACGGCUUCGACGCGGCCGAGCUGAAGACUCGGCUGCAGGGCCAGCUGGAGAUGCCCAAGAACAACAAGAAGCUCUCGGAGGCCGGCACCGAGACGGAGAGGUUCGUGGGCAUGAUGGACCAGAGCGCGGAGGCCGGCUGCAGCAAGAAGCAGUUCUCGUGCGGCAUGUGCCUGGCCAAGUUCGAGGAGAAGUACAUGCUGACUAACCACAUCUGCACGCACGUCGACUCGAAGCCCCCGCUCUGCGCCCCGCACCCGCCCAAGUCGGCGGCCGGCCGCCACGCCGGCGAGAAGCCCUUCUGCUGCCCCGUGUGCGCCGCCGAGUUCUUCAGCAAGUCCAACCUGACGAGACACAUGCGCAUGCACAACGGCGACAAGGGCCUCACCUGCACGGUGUGCGCGGCCAAGUUCAAGCAGAAGGAGGCGCUGCGUGCCCACAUGUGCACGCACACCGGCGAGAAGGGCUUCUCGUGCUCGCUGUGCAGCGCCAAGUUCACCACCAAGUGCGAGAUGACUAGGCAUGUCUGCGUGUACAGCGGCGAGCGCCCCUUCGUGUGCUCCAUCUGCUCGGCCAAGUUCGGGGACAAGGACUCCCUGCGCAGUCACGUGUACACGCACAUCCGCCAGAAGAGCUACUCGUGCACGCUCUGCACGGCCAAGUUCACCCACAAGUCGGAGCUGAACGACCACACGCGCACGCACGGCCGACUGCCCUUCUCUUGCCUCGUGUGCACCACCAAGUUCGCACGGCGGUGCGAGCUGGAGAGACACCUGUGUUCCUUCGUACCUUCCUUGCCCAGCACUCAGAGCUAAGUUCUUACAUGUAGGCUUCAGAUACAAAACUUUCACGUACUAUAUUGAUGGCUAGAUGUUUCAAUUGUACACAAGUACAAAAUUGAUGCUAUAUUCCAGUUAAGAAGACAGUCUUUUUGGCAUUCAAGUUAACUAACUUUUGAGGUAGUCCGUAUUCCCACAUAGCUACUAACACUAAUUGUAUCUCACUUUUCAUAGAUGCCAAGUCUUAAUUUGUAGGGAGUAUUUUAGUUUGUAAAUGAUUGUAAAUUAUGUGUAACUUUUAAAUCAUAUAUAUAUAUAUAAAGCUUACUAAAGUAGAAUUUUGAAGCAUGUACAUUAGAAAUAGGUAUGUGCAAUAAAUAAGUUAGUGCAAUUUUUUUACUUAAUAUUGUCCUAGUUUUUUUAGAUCAUUGAAAUUAAAAAUGGUCACUUUUUUAUUUACCGUACAAGCUGUGUGUUAUUACUGUUAAGUACCGUGAUCACGGCUCGAUGGUUUUAGUGUUUGGCAGCAAUAAUGAAGAUGUAUUUAAGUUUGCAUCAGGUUGCUGUAAUUUUAUUUGAAGUUAUGUUCAAAUUACUGACUUUUUUUAUAUAUGGACAUGAUGAAUGGACAUGCAAGAUAAACUUUUUUUAUAAAAAAAACUUAUUUUUACAUUAGGUAUUGUUACAUUGCUUGUUUUUAUAAGUAUUGCAUGAGAUUGUCUUUUUAUUAAAUGUUUUUCUCUGCAGUCCUGUUUAAUAAAAGAACAUAUUGUUUGAACUGCC
Bacillus rossius redtenbacheri is the source of this 5308-nucleotide messenger RNA. Its product is annotated as gastrula zinc finger protein XlCGF8.2DB-like. Gene Ontology annotation, molecular function: DNA-binding transcription factor activity, RNA polymerase II-specific; RNA polymerase II cis-regulatory region sequence-specific DNA binding. NCBI's taxonomy places the organism in Eukaryota, Metazoa, Arthropoda, Insecta, Phasmatodea, Bacillidae. The record is from RefSeq and is a predicted model, not a curated record. Gene Ontology annotation, biological process: regulation of DNA-templated transcription. The transcript has 4 exons. The coding region runs from base 3446 to 4561 and encodes 371 amino acids.